AUGAGUCCUCCGGAGUUGGCAGAGUUGAGGAAACAGUUGGAUGAGUUGCUCCAAGCAGGAUUUAUUCGACCCUCGAAGUCACCUUUCGGGGCACCUGUGUUAUUCCAGAGAAAACAUGAUGGGAGUUUGAGAUUAUGUGAUUAUAGAGCAUUAAACAAAGUGACUCAAUUCGAUAGAAGAGCACUUGGAGCAUCUUCGGUUGGUGCUGACGAGAUUACGGGAAAAUCGGUUGUUUGUAAAGAAGGAGAAAUGUGCUUUCGCCCAAACGCAAGUCCAAUUUUUGGGCCACAUCAUGAACGAGGGCGCAUUCGUAUGGAUAAAGAGAAGGUGAAGGCUAUCCAGGAGUGGCCGACCCCACAAAAUACCGAUAAUACAGCAGUUAGCCACUUCCUUACACAACCGAAACUAACAGCAAAGCAAGCUAGAUGGCAAGAGUUUCUGGCCGAGUUUGACUUCAACUUUGAGCAUAAGGCGGGGAAAAGAAUCAGGUUGCUGAUGCUUUGA
Molecule: messenger RNA, 504 nt
Organism: Hibiscus syriacus
Lineage: Eukaryota; Viridiplantae; Streptophyta; Magnoliopsida; Malvales; Malvaceae
Exons: 3
Coding region: 1-504 (167 amino acids)
Source: RefSeq, a predicted model, not a curated record